AGUAAACCUACCACAAUGACCGUAGACGCUUCAAUGAAAUUUUUAAAAAUCUUAAUCAAAAAACAUGGAAGUAGUAUAGAAAGAGGAAGGAAACAGAUCGCAGGUCGGCAAUUUAAACACGAAAUCGAUAAGAGGAACGUACGCGGCGCAUGCGCACCGCUAUACAGUACACUUAUUUAUAUGUAUGUACGUGCAUACUACACUGGGUGCUUACUCUACUCAGUACAUUGCGAACUUCCAAGAGACCACUGUCAAUUACUGCAUCUGUGCUUUAUUACGUUGUUAGAGAUCACGAUGAGUUCAGACGUUAUGAGCUUAGUGCGUCAAAAUUUUCACGUAGAAUGCGAAGAUGGGAUUAACAAACAAAUCAACAAGGAACUGUACGCGAGUUACGUUUACUUGUCCAUGGCAUAUUACUUUGACAGAAGCGACGUGGCUCUGCCGGGACAUUAUAAAUAUUUCAAAAAAUCCUCAGACGACGAAAGAGAGCACGCGAUCAAGUUUAUGGCUUAUCAAAACAAGAGAGGUGGCAGUAUCAUUUUGACACCCAUUGAAAGCCCGCCAAAAAACGAUUGGGUUGGUGCCCAUGAUGCUAUGAUCGAUGCAUUAAAAUUAGAGAGAGAAGUGAACCAGAACCUCUUGGAUUUGCACGCGCUGGCGGAGAAGCAUAAAGACGCAAACUUUUUAGAUUUUCUGGAAACUGAAUAUUUGCAAGAGCAAGUAGAUUCCAUGAACGAACUUGCCAAUCAUGUUACGAAAUUAGAGAGGGUCGGCGAGGGUCUGGGCGUUUACAUGUUUGAUCAGGAACUUAAGGAAGAAGAGUCUCCUUAAGGAAUUAGCUCCAGCAUUUCCAAGGAUGGAGUUUAAUAUUGUACAAAAAGAAUAGCAUUCGUCAUGGAUUAAACGUCACAUUUUAUGUAACAUUAAUUCAAGAUGUCAAAUUAGCAGAUACAGGACGAAGUUCAUAACUAUAGAAUGUUAAUUUUAUAUCGUAUAACGUGUUAACAAUAAAUCUAAUGUUAUAAUGUACCAACUCUGAUCGAAAUAAAAGUUUAAAUACCUCA
Ceratina calcarata is the source of this 1064-nucleotide messenger RNA. Its product is annotated as soma ferritin-like. The record is from RefSeq and is a predicted model, not a curated record. Gene Ontology annotation, molecular function: ferric iron binding; ferrous iron binding. Gene Ontology annotation, cellular component: cytoplasm. The transcript has 5 exons. The coding region runs from base 16 to 831 and encodes 271 amino acids. Gene Ontology annotation, biological process: iron ion transport; intracellular iron ion homeostasis. Lineage: Eukaryota; Metazoa; Arthropoda; Insecta; Hymenoptera; Apidae.